GCUUAAGGGCGUCAGGCGCCAAAUAGGUUCUAACGAACGCCCGCACAAAUUGUGAGCUUUAAUUCCGGGCCCGGAGAUCUUCAAUUCUCAUGGUUCUGUCCAACUUCCUGAGAGUCCCGUCCAACGAUGCACACCUUCCGAAACUGGCCCAUGCCAUGUCGUCCUACACCUUCCAAUGUCCGAUCAUAAGGCAGCCUACCUGAGGUAACCGCACUUGCUUCAAAUACGGUCCCGGCCCGACUUAUUCGUGACGGAUUUGCAUCCCAGCUCUUCUGAAACAUGUUGGGCACCAAUGACAAUCGGAUCCCAGCCCAAGCUUUUCACUUCAACAAGAAACCUGACCCGUAGGAGCUCCCCGCCAUUGCCACACCACACCACAAGAAACUAAACCACCAUGACCUCCAAUCUCGAUGCAGCAGCGCUCUUCCGUGUCGACGGCAUGGUUGCCGUCGUCACCGGCGGAGGCACCGGCAUCGGCCUCACCAUGGCCCGGGCCCUUGCCGUCAACGGCGCAAAGCGCGUCUACAUCCUCGGCCGGCGUCUUGACGUCCUGACCACUGCCGCGGAAGAACACCCUGGCGUCUUCGUCCCCAUCCAGUGCGACGUAACUGUCCACGCUUCCCUGCAAGCCGCCGUCGACCAAAUCACCUCCGAGACGGGCCACAUCAACCUGCUCAUCGCCAACAGCGGCGUGGGCGGCCCGUCCGCAGGCUGGAACCCAUCCCUGCCGGUCUCCGAGGUCCGCGCCAACCUCUUCUCGCAGGCCAACAUGGACAACACGACGUCGUCCCUCAACGUCAACGUGACGGGCGCCUUCUUCACCAUCGUGGCCUUUCUCGAGCUGCUGGACGCGGGCAACAAGGCGGCGCUGGCGGGUGGGUUCGGCCGGCCGAUCGUGGAGGGCAGCGACGUCCCCGCCGUGCAAAGCCAGGUCAUUACCACCAGCAGCAUGGCCGCCUUCAGCCGCAUGUACCUGUCGACGCCGGCGUAUGCGGCGGGCAAGGCGGCCAUUAUGCACCUGACGAAGCAUGCCAGCUCGAACUUGGCUGCGUACGGAAUUCGGGCCAAUGCGUUGGCACCGGGGCUGUUUCCUUCGGAGCUAGCCAGCGCCAUGAUCGGCACCCGGGACCCGAGCAAAGAGUCGCCCGAUGACCCGCGGUUCCUUCCCUCGCUGAGGUUUGGGGGCGAUGAGGAGAUGGCCGGUAUGCUGCUGUACCUGGCGAGCCGCGCGGGAGCUUACACCAAUGGUGUCGUGUUGCUGGCUGACGGUGGACGAUGCGCGGUGAUGCGCUCAUCGUAUUAACAAACGGUUUCACGGGGGGACGAAAGAGUUAUCAUUACGGGU
Chaetomium fimeti is the source of this 1345-nucleotide messenger RNA. RefSeq lists its product as uncharacterized. The transcript is spliced from 4 exons. The coding region runs from base 395 to 1303 and encodes 302 amino acids. The record is from RefSeq and is a predicted model, not a curated record. Lineage: Eukaryota; Fungi; Ascomycota; Sordariomycetes; Sordariales; Chaetomiaceae.